This is a messenger RNA of Antrostomus carolinensis (chuck-will's-widow), 934 nucleotides long. RefSeq names its product forkhead box protein N5. The transcript has 5 exons. Gene Ontology annotation, molecular function: sequence-specific double-stranded DNA binding; DNA-binding transcription factor activity. Gene Ontology annotation, cellular component: nucleus. The record is from RefSeq and is a predicted model, not a curated record. Lineage: Eukaryota; Metazoa; Chordata; Aves; Caprimulgiformes; Caprimulgidae. Gene Ontology annotation, biological process: regulation of DNA-templated transcription. The annotation marks the transcript as partial.
AUGUACUUGAAUUUUCAAAACAAGUCAUUUUGGGAAAGCCUGCAUUUAAAAUAUGGCCUUGUGGACUGGAAUAUGGCGGAGGAGCUCAAACUCACCAUCACUACUGAAGAUAUCCCACAAGCUCCUGACAAGACCCCGCACUAUCGCAGGCCAAAGUGGCAAGCUGACCCCUGGGCACACUGGUGCUGGCUGCCGAGGGCGCUGCCAAAUGCCAGGGAACCUGCCAUUCAGCCCCAUCUGUGGAUGUGGGUGAACCCCAGCCUGGCCUGCCCCAUCCCCAGGAGCCCUGGCACAGACCCGGCUGGAUACAGCAGCCUGGUGGCCUCAAUCGCUGCUGCCACAGAAACCUCCUCUCCAAACACAUCCUGGGACUACUCCAAUCUGAACUGCCCGAAGGAGGACGUGUUAUCAUCCUUCAGAAAGGCUGGAAAGAUUACUGAGGACAAAGAUGCUUCACAUGUAGACAUCCCAGUUCCUCAGGAGAUGCCAGAAAUUCCUGAUCUCGGAGCAACGUCAAUGCCUCAGAAAUCCACAGUCCUCAAACCUCAAAGCACGAAGCUCAAGUGCCCCAAGCAGACAAGCACCAAAAUCAAGGGGGGCUGGCCCCGUCCCCCCCUGAAUUACAGCAGCCUCAUCACUCUCGCCCUGUGUAACAGCACGAGUGGCAGUCUGACCGCACAGCAGAUCUACCAGUUCACACGGCAGCACUUCCCAUUUUUCCAAAUGGCCCCAAAGGGCUGGAAAAACACGAUCCGACACAACCUGUGCUUCAGCAGCUGCUUUGAGAAAACCACCGGCUUCGUGUGCGACGAGCGAAACCGCAAGUCCUGCCUGUGGAAACUGACUCCAGAAGGAUGCAGGAAGUUUCAGGAGGAAGCACAGGCUCUGCCCAAAGAAGCUCUCGACUUGGUGCGCCAAAGCAUGAGCGAACCGG